Gasterosteus aculeatus aculeatus (three-spined stickleback) is the source of this 2591-nucleotide messenger RNA. Lineage: Eukaryota; Metazoa; Chordata; Actinopteri; Perciformes; Gasterosteidae. The record is from RefSeq and is a predicted model, not a curated record.
CCGGUUUGCACGUCUUUCGGUCACUACGCGGUCUUCAUAUGUUUAGUCCCCGUAUUUAACAUGAACCAAAUCAACGCGUGUCUGUUGGGCUCAAGCGUUUUGUCGUAACGUGCGUCGCGUUGUAUUGGUGAACGUCGGGGAAACUAGCGGGCAAGCUAACGUCAACUUUUGAGUUUUGGUGCUAUGUGUUGUCAAUCGGAUCAAACGUGAGCUAGCCUGCGCACAUUAACGCGGCUGGCUCGUCAUAACGUGGCGUUAUAAUACACUGGUCUAAUGUCAAAGCGCACGUGUUCAUUUUAACGUGACUCGCGAAACAUCUGACUUCCUGUCACUUUACGUUAGCUCGUCGAUUGACCGAAGUGUGCCCGCGCGCGAACGUGACGUGUGACGUUACGGUUCCUUUUUCUCCUGACGUAGGUUCUUGGGGUGAAUGAGAACAACUCCGACGGCACCGUCUGUUAGAGAUGUCUAGACGUGUGUGCGCCAGUGUCCUCCACAGAGCUGCACGCUACACGCUGACGCCCUCCAGCCCCACUGCCCCAUCCCAGUACUCGCUCUUUGCAGAAGCCCACCAGUGUAACUACUCGUCCUGGGGCCCCCGCAGAUCAGACCAGCGGGGCCUCGCUGGUGAGGGGACGGGGAACUGGUCCCAGAGCAAGCGGCUCCGCUCGACCCGUCGGGACAUCGACUUCAUGCUGAGCGGCGUCCAAAUCAACGGGUUUCUGCGAUCUAACGAGCAGAGUGUGAGCGUGCCGGAGUUCGAUGGCAGAGCGCUCUGCGCCGUCAAAAAGUUCGAGAGCAACCAGCUCGCCGCUAACACGCCCAAUGAAGACCGCCGCAGUGCAGCCACCUGCCUGCAGUCAAAGGGCAUGCUGUUUGGCGUGUUCGACGGCCACGGGGGCUCGGCGUGUGCCCAGGCGGUCAGUGAGCGCCUGCUGCUCUACGCUGCAGUCGCGAUGAUGUCGAAACAGAGCCUGGAGGAGCUGGAGAGAUGCGUGGAGCACGGCAGGGCCGCGCCUCCCAUUUUGCAGUGGUACAAACACCAUGCAGACUUCAACUAUCGGGAGUGCGCCUCCCUUUACGUGGACCACCUGAGAGUCUUCUGGCAAGAAUUACUGGACAGCGAGGAGCACGGUGAAGGCAUGAGUCCUCUGGAUGCUCUGGAAUGGUCCUUUAAGCGACUGGAUGCUGACAUCUCCUUGGAGGCUCAGGUGCCUCUUUACAACGACCUGGUGAAAAGCACAGCCAUCCAGGUCGCGUUCUCCGGGUGCACAGCCUGCGUGGCUCAUGUUUCCACGGACCGGAUCCAUGUGGCGAAUUCCGGUGACAGCCGAGCGGUAUUGGGCGUGCUGGAGGAGGAUGGAUCCUGGAGUGCUUUGCCCCUUUCCCUGGACCACAACACGCAGAACCAGGCGGAGGUGGAGAGGAUCAAGGCCCAGCAUCCGCCCUCUGAGAGAGCCACGGUGGUCACAGACGACCGACUGCUCGGGGUUCUGAUGCCGCUGCGGGGGUUUGGCGACGUAAGAUUCAAGUGGAGCCUCGAGCUGCAGCAGAGCAUUUUAGCCGGCCUGGAAUCAGGGGUGGACCUGGACUCCCUGAGCCUCUACCAGUACACCCCGCCCAACUACCUCACUCCACCCUAUCUGGACGUGGCGCCCGAGGUAACGCACCACAAGCUGAGGCCCCAGGACCGCUUCCUGAUCCUCGGCACCGACGGGCUGUGGGACGAACUGGGGAACGAGGAGGCCGUGCGACUGGUUGGAGAGCACCUGAGCGGGAUUCACCUGCAGGCUCCUGUUUCUCCAUCAGAGAGGCAAAUGAAAUUGGGUCAGAUGCACAAGCUCUUGCUGGAACGCCAGACCCGUGCGUCGCCCGCUUUAGACGCCAACGCUGCUACACACCUCAUCAGACAUGCUCUCGGCACCGGGGAGUACGGAGAACUGAGCCAGCAGAGACUGGCCACUAUGCUCACCUUGCCCGAGGACCUGGCUAGACUGUACAGGGAUGAUAUCACCGCUACCGUGGUGUAUCUGAACUCUGACCUGGCCAGACCUCAACGCAGCUAGCAGAAGGAUAUAUAAUAACAAAUAUAAGAAGAUAUUUUUUGAUCUAAAAUGUGAUCAUUACGAUCGGUUACAUACAUUGCUUUAUAAAUGUUUUUUGAUGAAAGAGCAGUUUUCAGUAUUUUAUGUAAUAAAAAGAGUACAAGAUUCUAUAUAUUUAACAUAGGUUACAUUUCCAAAAUUAUAGCAUUUAUCAAGUUAAAAUACAGAUUAUUUUCUGGCAAUUCUUGUUUCUUUUUUUUUUUUUUUUUAGCCUUCACUGUAUUCAAAAGGCUAAUACACCGGAGAUCUAUUACAAAAGUGGAAAUGUGCAUACAUCUGUGAAAGUUUUUUUUUCUUUUUAGUGUAGGCUUUUUUGAUAUUUAUUUGGGGUAAAUGUUAUUGUUUUAUAUUUAAAAAAUAGUAAUUGGAUUGAUAAUAAGUAGUUCUAGUUAUAAAUGUAAAUGCUCUCUUCAGGCUGUCCGUCAGAUAUAUUUAAGUUGCCACUGUAAAGGUGCUGAUGCUUCAUAUUAAACCAAUGAGAAAUUA